Caenorhabditis briggsae is the source of this 681-nucleotide messenger RNA. RefSeq names its product Protein CBR-RMD-1 (gene Cbr-rmd-1). Lineage: Eukaryota; Metazoa; Nematoda; Chromadorea; Rhabditida; Rhabditidae. The coding region runs from base 1 to 681 and encodes 226 amino acids. The record is from RefSeq and is a predicted model, not a curated record. Gene Ontology annotation, molecular function: microtubule binding. Gene Ontology annotation, cellular component: mitotic spindle pole; spindle microtubule; cytoplasm. The transcript has 3 exons.
AUGGAAUCAUUUGCCGUAUCAGACAAGCAAUUCGACGACCGUGAGUUUGCCAAUGGACUCAACGAACUGAAGAAACGACGCGAGAAUGGCGAGUUGUCGUGCGAUCUGCUGUGGAGAAUGUGCCGGUUCUGUCACGAGCUGUCCAAUACAAUGACUGGUGAGCAGAGACGGAAGGUGUUGAUCGAAGGACGCGACUACGGACUUCAAGCCAUGGAACUUGAUCCAAACUGUUUCCUGGCAGCCAAGUGGGCGGCCAUCUUGUUCGGACUCGUCGUCGAUCAAUUGCCAACCAAGGAGAAGAUCAGUGAAGGAGGAAAGCUCAAGGACAUGCUGGAUAAGGCGCUCGAGUUGGAACCAACCGAUUUCGCAUUGCUUCACCUCCGUGCCCGUUUCUCCUUCACUCUCGCAAACCUGUCAUGGCUCGAAAGAAAGGCAGCAUCCAUGUUGUACAGCGAAGUGCCGAAGGCAACGAUCGACGAUGCACUUGUGGACUUUGAAGCCGCUUACCAGCAACACUCUGACUGGAUCGAGAACUUGCUAUUCUUGUCAAAGUGCCAUAUUGCUAAGAAGGAGAAGAAACAAGCCCGUGAGCUGUUGAGCAAGGCUAUUGAACUGCCAAAAGAGUCAUCGAAUGAUGAGCAAUUUGUCACGGAAUGCAAAUCACUUCUCCAAAAAUGCUAA